AUGCCGCCAAAGAACAAGGGUGGAAAGGUCGCAAAGCUCGCCCUGCCCGACGGCGACAAGGGCUAUCCGGGUGGGAAGAUGAUCCUCCGCUUCGACGACACCAACACCGAGAAGGAGAAAGAGGAAUACCAAGAUGCCAUACUUGAGGACGUCGGCCUGCUGGGCAUCAAGCCUGACCAGAUCUCGUACACUAGCGACUACUUUGACGAGAUCGAGAAACAGUGCGUCGAGAUCAUCAAGGCAGGGAAAGCAUUCGCGGAUGACACACCAGGAGAUGUCAUGAGCAAGAUGAGAAUGGAUCGCGAGCCAAGCGUACACCGAGAUGAUAGUGUUGAGGACAACCUGAAGAGAUUUGACGAGAUGAGGCAAGGCACGGACGAGGGUCGCAGAUGGUGUAUACGAGCCAAAAUCUCAUACGCCAACGACAAUGCCUCAUUGCGCGAUCCCGUCAUCUUCCGUUGUCCAAAAUCUCAGAACCCACAUCACCGGACGGGAACCAAGUACAAGGCAUAUCCAACAUAUCAGUUUGCUUGUCCAGUCGUUGACUCAAUCGAGGGCGUCACACAUGCUCUUCGGACCACUGAGUACAACGACCAGGAUGCUCAGUACAAGUGGAUUCUCAAGGCUCUCGGAUUGCGGUCGCCGUUCAUCUGGACGUUCUCGAAGAUUCAGUUCAUUCGUACCCUGAUGUCGAAACGAAAGUUGACCAAGCUGGUGGAUGGUGGCGCUGUCACAGGCUGGGAUGACCCACGUUUUCCAACGGUUCGAGGCAUGCGAAGACGUGGAAUGACCAUUCAAGGUCUUCGCGAGUUCAUGGUCAGUCAGGGACCGAGCAAGAACGUCGUCAACAUGGACUGGCACACUAUUUGGACAUUCAAUAAGAAGGUGAUCGAUCCGCUGGCUGGUCGCUACACUGCCAUCGACUCGAAGCAGGUGAAGGCCGUCAUCAAGGGAGUCGGUGAGACCAAAACGGAGGAGAAGCCGAAGCACGCUAAGUAUUCUCUGGGCAACAAGAAGGUAGUGUUCAGCAAGAAUGUUAUCUUUGAGCAGGAGGAUGCACGGACUUUCGAGCAGGAUGAGGAGAUCACCCUGAUGAAUUGGGGCAAUGCAUAUGUUCGAAAGAUCGAGUACGAGUCAACGACCAACGGCGACAUCACAGAUGGUGUCAAGUCGCUAGGCCAUGUGAGGUCAUUGGAGCUGGACCUUCAUCUGGAUGGCGACUUCAAGCUUACCAAGAAGAAAGUUACCUGGCUGUCCACGGAUCAGGAUCUGAUCAACGUUGAGCUGCAUGAGUUCAAGCAUCUGCUCAACAAGGAUAAGCUCAGCGAGGAGGAGGAGGAUCGAUGGGAGGAGUUCCUGGAGGCUGAGACUGACAAAGGACGAGACUGCUGUCGCGGAUUGCAACGUUGCUGA
Cyphellophora attinorum is the source of this 1413-nucleotide messenger RNA. RefSeq names its product putative glutamate--tRNA ligase, cytoplasmic. Lineage: Eukaryota; Fungi; Ascomycota; Eurotiomycetes; Chaetothyriales; Cyphellophoraceae. Bases 1 to 1413 code for a protein of 470 amino acids. Gene Ontology annotation, cellular component: methionyl glutamyl tRNA synthetase complex; cytoplasm; cytosol. The transcript has 2 exons. The record is from RefSeq and is a predicted model, not a curated record. Gene Ontology annotation, biological process: translation; glutamyl-tRNA aminoacylation. Gene Ontology annotation, molecular function: ATP binding; glutamate-tRNA ligase activity.